Messenger RNA from Debaryomyces hansenii CBS767, 1968 nucleotides. RefSeq names its product Nrd1 complex RNA-binding subunit. Bases 1 to 1968 code for a protein of 655 amino acids. Gene Ontology annotation, cellular component: nucleus. The transcript has a single exon. The record is from RefSeq and is a predicted model, not a curated record. Gene Ontology annotation, molecular function: RNA binding. Lineage: Eukaryota; Fungi; Ascomycota; Pichiomycetes; Serinales; Debaryomycetaceae.
AUGUCAGCAGUGGAACAAUUUGAGACUAUAUUGAAGGAGUUGCCAACGUUGAAGGCUCCUGGAGUGUCAGGGUCGCGUAUAAAGAAGUUGACCGACCUUGCAGUGAAGAAUGUAUCGGAGGAGUCGAAAUUGAUAACCAUUUUAUAUUCUAACUGUAAAGCGGCUCCAUCGUCGCACAAAUUGGGGACGUUAUACGUGGUUGAUUCGAUCGUAAGAAUCUUUAUUGAGGAAGCGAAGAAACAGAAUCAAGAAAUCACCUCGCUGGCUCCAGAAGGAACGUAUGCAUCGGCCAUUUACAAGAUCAGUGAACUAGUCGAACCGCUUAUUGACGAUGCGAUGGAAUUACUGGUUAGUAAAUCCCAGUCAAUUAAAAUUGGUAAAUUAGUAGACAUUUGGGAAAGAGCUGAAACGUUCAAACCAGAGAUUAUCAAUAAGAUCAGGUCGAAGCAUUUCAGCUCCACCACUCCUCCUGGCUCUCCUCCCGGUAAUAAUAGUGAACCAGCGAAACAACCUGAGAGUAAUUCAAACGAUUCUGGUAGUAUCUUACUGGCUUUAGCAUCGUUGGCAAAGAAGUCUAAUUCCAAUAGCUCUACGCCUACUACUGCCUCAGCUGUUCCAGCUCAACAACCUCCACAACCACAACAGCCGUCUGGAAAUAAUGCCAAUGACAUUUUAUCUCAACUUUCAGCUAUGGCGGGCAGUAAUGGUGCUGCUCCACAACAGAAUAAUGCUCCUCAACCGGCGCAAUCUGCGCCAAAUGAACAGUAUAUUUUCAAUAUGUUGCAACAAAUGCAAAAUGGUAGUGCUUCUCUUCCCCCAAUCCCCCAACAACAACCAAGGCAAACUGGACAACCGGACUACGGCACUGGUAGACGCGGUCGUAAUGAUGAUAAUGUUACUAGUUAUUCUAGAAGAAACAGAUCGAGGUCACCAAACCGUUUUGGACAGAACAACAGAAGAGAUAGAUCACCACCAAGACAACAAUUCCAACAACCAUUCCAGCAACAAAUACCCCAGCAAUUCCCAACUCAACAGUCGCCAAUGCCUCAAAUUCCUGGUGGACCUCCAGACUUCAAUGCUCCUAAUGAAAUGAACGGUGAAAUGAAUUUACCAGGCACCCCUCAUUACCGUCCUCGUAAUGUUGGAUUUGAUCAAUCAUUACCACAAGGAUCCUUUAAGGUGUUAUCAAGAACUUUAUUUAUCGGAGGUGUUCCAAGAAAUAUGGAUGAAAAGGAGUUAGCAUCAGUUUUGAGACCAUAUGCAGAAGUUCAAUCCGUCAUUUUGAACAGUGAAAGAAAGCACGCUUUUGUAAAGGUGUAUUCAAGAAGAGAAGCUGAGCAAGUCAUUACCUCAUUUAACAAAGAUAAUGCAUUGCCCUUAAGAACUCGUUGGGGUGUUGGGUUUGGGCCAAGAGAUUGUUGUAAUUAUCAACAUGGUAUCUCAAUUAUUCCAAUCCAAAGAUUGACCGAUGCCGAUAGGGCUUGGGUUGUUCAGGCCCAGUGGGGUGGUACUGGUGGUCAGCCAUUGCUGAGUGGUAUGGUUAUCGAUGAGCCGGAUAUUGAAAUUGGUACUGGUAUAUCCUCCAAAGCUAUGUCUAAGAAAAUGCCUACUAAUUCUGCUAGAAAUGGUCCAAAAUCUAAUAAACCAGGUGAGCCUGAUGAAGAUUAUGUUAAGACUACAUUAAUUCCUCAACAGAACGCAUCCAUGUCUCAUGGUGCACAACCAGAUUUCACAACUUUAACUCAAUCAUCUGUGAAUCCACUUAGUGGUUUGUUUGGAAACUCCAAUAGCCCAAAUCCAGGUUUUUCAAUGCCUUCUCAGCCGGCUCAACCUGCUCAACCUGCUCAGGGUAACUUUCCUCAAGCAAAUGAUUUUAUGAACACAUUAAAUCAAGGUGGUGGUAAUCCAAAUUUAAGUGCACAGUUAGCAAAUUUUUUUCAAAAUGGAGGAAUGAAUCAACCUCAAUGA